CUCCAGAGCAUUGCUGAGAAGGACAACAACUUGGUGCCCAUAGGAAAGCCAGCGUCCGAGCACUAUGAUGAGGAGGAGGAGGAGGAUGAUGAAGAUGAUGAAGACAGCGAAGAGGACUCAGAAGAUGAUGAGGACAUGCAGGAUAUGGAUGAGAUGAAUGAUUAUAAUGAGUCUCCUGAUGAUGGGGAGAUCAAUGAGGUGGACAUGGAGGGGACAGAGCAGGAUCAGGACCAGUGGAUGAUCUGAUUCUGCCACAACCACACCAGAUCAGAGGCUGGGGGAGAGCCUUUGCCCCACAGGUCUGGGGAACAGUUCAGUGAAGCUUCUCCUGCCACGGCUGCUGUGUGGGGCAGGAGAUUCGGAGCAAAGCCCUCCAGGGGAGCCAGAGGGGACACUGCCACCUGGCAUAUUGGAACUGACACAUCUUUUCUAAUAAACUCAGUUUUCAAGAAAACAA
Messenger RNA from Zonotrichia albicollis (white-throated sparrow), 457 nucleotides. The record is from RefSeq and is a predicted model, not a curated record. NCBI's taxonomy places the organism in Eukaryota, Metazoa, Chordata, Aves, Passeriformes, Passerellidae.